Messenger RNA from Pygocentrus nattereri (red-bellied piranha), 2845 nucleotides. It is a transcript of the gene sh2d3a, whose product is annotated as SH2 domain containing 3A. The transcript is spliced from 16 exons. The coding region runs from base 86 to 2527 and encodes 813 amino acids. Gene Ontology annotation, molecular function: phosphotyrosine residue binding; guanyl-nucleotide exchange factor activity. Gene Ontology annotation, biological process: positive regulation of peptidyl-serine phosphorylation; small GTPase-mediated signal transduction. Lineage: Eukaryota; Metazoa; Chordata; Actinopteri; Characiformes; Serrasalmidae. The record is from RefSeq and is a predicted model, not a curated record.
ACAAGGGACAAACCGGCACUGAACUGGACACGGCCAGCGCCAGAACAGCAGACUCAGCUUUUCUGCAGAAGUGACCGAAUCAAGCAUGAAUAAUCGCUCCAUUGCCUGGUGGCUCACACUCAUCGGCCUGCCGCAGUACACCAAGACCCUGGAGAGAAAGUAUUAUGGGCUGGAGGGUCUUUUUUUGGUCACGGAUGGUGACCUGAAGGAGAUGGGUGUUGAAGAUGCCGAUCACAGAAUGACGAUCUUAACUCAGCUCCAGAGACACCAACGGAGAUUACACCCAGGCAUUGUCGCGGUAAUGGACAGCAAGGUGAGUCGGAAGUUCUCUCUGGGGUCUCUGGACCGAGUGAAGCCGGCCAACCUUUUCCGGCAGACCAUCGUCCCCCGCCUCCCUUGCCACGACAGCAACAGGCUCUCCUCCUCCUGCUCCCAGCUCCUCCCGGAUCCAGAGCUGGACGCAACCAACCACAACAAACGGAGCAAGAGGAAGAGUGUUGGAGGCUUCAUCAGUCAGGUGUUUUCGGGUCGUAAGGAGAUGGACUCUCUGAAGAAGGAGCUGGAAGAGGAGCUUAAACUCAGUACUGAAGAUAUCAGGAGUCAUGCUUGGUACCACGGCCAGCUUCAGAGAGAGGGUGCAGAGGAGCUCCUGCAGAGGGACGGUGAUUUCCUGGUCAGGGACUCCACCUCCAGCAGUGGGGAUUACGUCCUGAGCUGCAUGUGGAAAGAACAGCCCAUGCACUUCAAGAUCAUCCGCAUCGUCCUCCGGCCCAAACAGGGCUACGCGAGGGAGCUCUUCCAGUUUGAGAAUGACCAGUUCGAUAAUAUUCCCGCUUUGGUGCGUUUCCACGUUGGUGGGAGGCGGCCUAUAUCGCAGUCUUCCGGAGCCAUCAUCUUUCACCCAAUCACACGCUCCCUUCCUCUACGGGUCAUCAGCGAGCGCCAGGCGGCAAAGGCAAGAGUAGAAAAGAACAAGAGGCGGAGCUUAAGCUCCACCCACAUGGACACACUACAGAUCAGCAACAACCUGCUCAGGAGUGGCAGUCAGCCUGCUAAUCUGGAGAUGGUGGGGAGACCAUCACUACAAUCAGCCCAAUCAGACAGCAACCUCCGCACAGGUGUACCUCAGAUCUCUCCGUCUCAGGACUCUGGCUCGGUCCCCAUGUCUCCGAUGUACCGGACAGGAAGUGACCCUUUACUCAGCCCAGGCUCCAUUCGCUCAUCUCGCUCCAGCCAAUCACCAGCCGGCGGCUCCACCCUGCGAGGCUCUGAUGGACAGCUGCACUCCCGGGCCCCUCCCAAACCUCUCAGAGUGUCCACCCUGUUUCCAGGGAUACCACCCACCACCCCAAGGAUAGAGGUCGACCCCGCUUCCCACUAUGAUGAGCUAGUGCCACAGGUUCCUCCCUCCAUGCUGCCUAAAGGCCACGCUGCGCGCCUGCGAGCGCAGGAGAAGUGGAGCAGUCGAGCUCGACUCACUGAGACCAGCUUCGCCUUCCUGGAGGCUCAGAAAGACGAGGAGCAGCAAGGGAUGUUGGUGGAAGAAACUGGAGGAAUGGAGGGGGAGACGGAUGAGCCAGGCUGGACGUUUGAGCGGCCACAGACUGAGACCACCUCCUGCUUUCGCCUGGAUGCGUUCAGGUCACUGUUGCUGCCGGACAACAACCGGCCACUGGAGCAGGGCGUCCUGCAGAAAAUUAAAGAGCUGUUUACGCGCACUGACACCACGGCAACGGCACUGCACAUGCUGAGUGUGGACUGUCAGGUGGCCCGUGUAACAGGAGUAACAGCAGAGCAGAAGAGGAUUAUGGGGGUGGACUCUGGACUUGAGCUCAUCACACUGCCCCAUGGCAGCCAGCUCAGAAAAGACCUGCUGGAGAGACAUCACCUCAUAGCGUUAGGUAUAGCUGUAGAUGUUCUGGGCUGUACUAGUUCGGUUAAUCAGAGAGCGGCGGUUCUUCAUAAAGUCAUCCAGCUGGCCCAGGCCCUGCGGGACACUGCCCAUGACCUCUACGCCUUCUCCGCCAUCAUGAAGGCUCUGGAGCUGCCUCAGGUGGUGAGGUUGGAGAUGACAUGGCAAGUGCUGAGGAGAAAUCACACUGAGAGCGCCGUGAUGUUUGAGAAAACUCUGAAACCCUUCAUGAAGUCACUCAAUGAGGGAGAUGAAUCGGUGGUGACUGGACCCCUGGCUCUGCCCCACAUUGUCCCUGUGUUGAGGCUGAUGGAGGGUGAGGAUGGAGUGGAGAAUUCAGAGAGAGGCUGCCAACUUCUCUACAGCAUCCUGCAGUCUGCACGCAGUGCCGCCGUAAACGCUGCCCAGUACCAGCAGCACGCACACACACUGCUCUCAGAAGGGUGGGAGCCGAUCCCAGAGCUCUUGGAGGUCUUCCGGACGGAGUUCGCUCUGCGUUUGUUCUGGGGCCAGACAGGAGCAGAGGCUACAAAGAAGGAGCGCUAUGAGAAAUUUGCUAAGGUCCUCACCAUCCUCUCGAAUAAACUGGAGCCCAGCCAGGCCUCUGAACUGUGACCUUCUGAACUCCACUCUGACAUCAACAUCACCAACUCCCUCUGAUUGUGCACUCGUUCAGAACUUCCCUUCCUAUCAGCAGAAACUCGGACCGUAACCUGACUGAAGCCUGAUCUGUUUAGGAAAAAAUACCAAAUUUCCCUUGUCCAGGCUCCAGCUGUAAAUGCGGUUCUUCAUAGCUGAGAUUGAAUGAGCUGGUAAAAUAAUAUCAAACCUAACGAGAAACUGUAGAACGGACUCGGUUUAUAUCACAAUACCUACAUUUAGAGUCGGUUAUUCAUUCAGUCUAAUGAGAAACUGUAGAACGGACUCGGUUUA